Messenger RNA from Arachis duranensis, 1161 nucleotides. RefSeq lists its product as uncharacterized. The record is from RefSeq and is a predicted model, not a curated record. The transcript has a single exon. Bases 1 to 1161 code for a protein of 386 amino acids. NCBI's taxonomy places the organism in Eukaryota, Viridiplantae, Streptophyta, Magnoliopsida, Fabales, Fabaceae.
AUGGGGGUCAAUCAAGCAAAAGCAAUACAUGUUGUAACAGAGAAUGAGGAAGAACAGUGCAAUGAAGAAGAAACAGAGAAAGGAGGGGAGGCGCGUGGAAGAACAGAAUACAACAUGCAAGUGGCAGAGCUACAGGAGUCUGCAGCCAGUGGAGUAGGUAUUGACCAGGCAAAAAAUAAUGAGAAGAAGGGAGAGGAAAAUUCUAGAAAUCAGGAAAGUAGAGAAAAAGUAAGAAUGGAAGGAGCAGAGCAGGUGGGAGAAAUCCCAAAAAAUCAGCUGACUAAUGGAGGAAAUCAAGGGAAAGAAGAUCAGAGACAGAUGGGGAUAUUGGGUAAAGCUACACAGCAACAAAGAGGCAAAGAGGCCAAGUGGAGUAUAAACAAAAAUGGGCUUGGCCCAAAGAAGGUAGGACAAGUCUUAGGAGGCAUAAGAUUAUUUCAAGAAGGAGAGCCCACUAAAAAGUGUCCAAGCAAUGCAAAUUAUGAAGAAGAAAAAAGCUACUCAUGCACUAAAGGCCCAAGCAAGGGUAAUACAAGGCUGCCAACGUAUACUGGGUAUGGGAGUAAAGAAAUGAUGCAACAGGAAAAAGAUACUGAAAUAGAAGGGGCCAAGACAAUCAGGGAGUUAUUAAGGGAGAAAUUUGGGAAGAGAAAUGAAGCCAAUACAGAACAGAGGAAGAUUGAGCAUAUGGAAGUCACAGUAGCGGAAAAUAGGGAGGAGACACAAAGUGAAAGCAUAUGGAAUUAUAGAAAACAGAAUAUCGAAGAAGUGGGAAAGAAGAAAGCCAGGAAAACACAAGUCCAUAGAGAUGGUAAGGGAAGCUUCUACUUGGUGGAGUUGGCUAGUGAAGAUGAUGAAGAGCAAGAGCAGCAACACCGUAGGGAGAAUACAGAAAACUGGGAAAUUGAAUUGGCAAACAAGAUGCAAUACAAAUUAAACAUUAAAAGGAAAAGAGAUUCAAUAGAAAGGCUCACAAUUCUGGAUUCAGAUGAGACGAAGAUGGAACAGCAGACUAUGAUAACGCGAAGCAAAAGGAGCAAAGUUGAGUACAAGACCGAAGGGAAAAACACCAGAGAACUGACUAUAAGAGGUGAUCACAGCAACUUUUCUUUUGAUAUGGCUGAGGAGGCGGGCCGACACAUGCCCCACCUAGAGCCAUGA